AUGAAUGGCCCGCAGGAUGUUUUUUGGUCAGGCUGCCAUGAACUAUAGCCUCAACCUCAGCGAGGAGCAGGGUCACACGGACUUCACCCCGGGCGCAGAAAGGCUCACUCCCACCGGCUUCAUCGUGCUGUCCGUGUUUCUGGGCUUCAUCAUGACUUUCGGCUUCCUCAACAACUUCAUUGUGCUCAUUUUGUUUUGUAAGUUUAAGAAGCUGAGGACUCCGGUGAACAUGCUCCUGUUGAACAUCAGUGUGAGCGACAUGCUCGUGUGUCUCUUUGGCACCACGCUCAGCUUCGCCUCCAGCAUCAGAGGUCACUGGCUGCUCGGGACCAGCGGCUGCAGCUGGUACGGCUUCAUCAACUCCUGUUUCGGUAUUGUGUCUCUGAUCUCCCUGGUCAUCCUCUCCUAUGAUCGCUACAGCACUCUCACAGUGUACAACAAACGGGGACCCAGCUACAGGAGGCCUAUAGUAGCUGUGGGGGGCUCCUGGCUCUACUCCUUAUUUUGGACAGUGCCCCCUCUUCUGGGCUGGAGUAGCUAUGACAUAGAGGGAGCAGGGACCAGCUGCUCUGUGUCCUGGACCAUGAACUCAAGACAGUCUCACGCCUACAUCAUCUGCCUCUUCAUUUUCUGCCUGGGCCUGCCCAUCCUGGUUAUGGCCUACUGCUAUGGCCGCCUGCUGUUUGCUGUUAAACAGGUGGGAAAAUUUCGUAAAACCGCAGCCCGUAAGAGAGAGUACCACAUUUUGUUCAUGGUACUGACCACGGCAGCAUGCUAUUUGCUGUGCUGGAUGCCUUAUGGUGUGGUAGCAAUGAUGGCAACAUUCGGACCACCUAAUAUCAUCUCCCCAGUGGCCAGUGUGGUGCCCUCUCUGUUGGCCAAGAGCAGCACUGUGAUCAACCCAGUCAUCUAUAUCCUCAUGAACAAACAGUUCUACAGGUGUUUCUUGGCUCUGUUCCACUGUGAUCACUUGUCUGUGGAGAAUGGAAAUACCUCGAUGCCCUCCAAAACCACCAUGAUCCAGCUGAACCGCAGAGUCUACAGCAACACAGUGGCGUGCACAGCCCAGCUCUCCACCGAGACCCUGAACCAGUGCAGCACCACCCCCCACAUGAAGCACACCAACCCCCCUGUGGCCACCACCUAGAGACACCCCCCACCACACUGCAGGGUCUUACCACAA
Messenger RNA from Periophthalmus magnuspinnatus, 1183 nucleotides. RefSeq names its product teleost multiple tissue opsin 2b (gene tmtops2b). Lineage: Eukaryota; Metazoa; Chordata; Actinopteri; Gobiiformes; Gobiidae. Gene Ontology annotation, biological process: G protein-coupled receptor signaling pathway; visual perception. The record is from RefSeq and is a predicted model, not a curated record. Gene Ontology annotation, molecular function: G protein-coupled receptor activity. The coding region runs from base 5 to 1147 and encodes 380 amino acids. The transcript is spliced from 4 exons. Gene Ontology annotation, cellular component: membrane; photoreceptor outer segment.